Molecule: messenger RNA, 1579 nt
Organism: Argentina anserina (silverweed cinquefoil)
Lineage: Eukaryota; Viridiplantae; Streptophyta; Magnoliopsida; Rosales; Rosaceae
Exons: 13
Coding region: 1-1194 (397 amino acids)
Source: RefSeq, a predicted model, not a curated record
AUGGAUCAUUUCGGAGAGAAAAUGGAGCUUCUCAAACUCUCCAAAUUCAGCUUCAUCUUCUCGUUCAGGUUUAAACAGAAGCACACCGAUGAAGAAUCCGGCCGGAAAUUUCAGGAGUUUCAGGCCGAAUUAGCUUCCUCCAAUGAUCUCCGGCUAAAGCCGCAAAGAGAGUUUGGUUUGGUGAAGGUUAGUUACCUUCGGAAUGACAAUUCCUUGCUGGAGAGCAAGCAAAAAGAGUUGAAGGCGACGAUUCAUAGCCUACUUCAAACUAAGGAGACUUUCGUCAGUGCUUAUGAGGAAUCCACCUGUGAAAUGAAACGCGCGAUUCAAGUCAGAGACAGGAAAAUUGCUGUCCUUUCAGAGAAGAUAAAAUCGCAUCAAUUGCUGUUUGAUUCGAUAGAAAAGGAGGCGAUUUCUGUAAAGAAAGUUGUGGAUGAUGUGCAACAUGUUGUGAGUGAGAAAGAGGAAAUAGGCAAUGGCUGGUUAAGGAGCAAAAUGGACACUGUUUCCACAUUCGAGAAAGUAUUUAUUGAGAAGAUAAGUGACCAGGAAAAAGAACCGAGAAGUUAUAGAGAUGAGAAUCAGAGAAAGGAUAAAGUCAUUGCGGAACUAGAAUCACAGCUCGAGGCAGAAAAAAAAGUUAUAUCAGCCAAAGAUGUGGUCAUACAGAAUUUGAUUUCAGAAAAACAGCACAUCUCAGAUUAUCUUUCAGGGUUGCACUAUGAAGUUGGAACUUUGGGAACGAUACUAAGGAAGAUUCAAGACACUAUUAGAAGUAUGAAUCAAGAGGAUAAACGGGUAUUCUCCUCAAUAUUGGAACACCAAGAAGGAUGCAAAAUGAUUCUGGCGAAGGACGAUUAUAGGAUUGAAGAUGCAAUCCAGGAAAGUAUGGAAAAAGCUCAAGAAAAGCACCCCAGGGUAGCUGCAGGAGGAAUUACAGCUUCACCUCUAUCUCAAAAGUGCAAGUCAGUUAGCAACAACUUAGAAGAGAACAAUAACUUGGGCUCCUGCGUGUCAGAGUUUCACUGUUGUUCUCCACAGACAGCUUCGUCAAACCCUCAACUGCGAGCUAGUGUCCCAAGUGUCUUAUCAAAUGAUAUAAAGGGUAACUGCACAACAUCAACACAUAUAGAUUCAGAAUGCUCUUCCACUCAAGCUGAAAUGGCACAUGAUCAAAAUGAGGUUCAUGUAUAGCAUCAUCCUACCAUUUUAAUUAUGAGAGUAGUCAAAAUUAUAGAAGCAGAGAGGAUGCAAAACACUACAAGGUUGGUGCCAGCAAAUCAGGAGCUAACUGGAGCCAGCCGUAUCUACUAAUCUGCUGAAUAUUGAGGUUCAGAACACUUUCUUCAGCAAAAAGGUAACUCUUAUUCAUUACUCACUGCCUCAAAAGUUGAUGCCAAAUCCAUUUUGGGCUAUGAUUGACUCCGGCCGACCUUAUUUGAAAUUGGGGCCGACUUAGUAGUGUCAAGUCUAUUUUGAACCCCUAGAACUAGAAGUCCAAGUUUGUGUAUCAAUGCUUUAGUUUGAAUUUAGAGAAAUGCUGCAGCAAGUCAACAACUCUAGAACAAACUUCAUUUAG